Mollisia scopiformis is the source of this 525-nucleotide messenger RNA. RefSeq lists its product as uncharacterized. The annotation marks the transcript as partial. The transcript has a single exon. NCBI's taxonomy places the organism in Eukaryota, Fungi, Ascomycota, Leotiomycetes, Helotiales, Mollisiaceae. The record is from RefSeq and is a predicted model, not a curated record.
GAUGAUCUAGAUGAUGUGUUUGGGUCCGCGCCCCCGUCUCCUACCUUUGAGCACGGGAAUCUCGAGCAUUCGGACGUCCCGCGCUUGAAGGAGAAGCAUGAGACGGAGGGUUACAGGGAUGGAGUCACGAAGGGGAAGGCGGAGAGUGUGCAGGCGGGUUUUGAUGAGGGGUAUGGACUGGGCGCUAUGCUGGGGUUGAAGAUUGGGAGGAUUUUGGGGGUGCUGGAGGGGAUUUUCAAGGCGGUGCUGAGUGCGGAGGGAGAGGAGUGGGAGGGGGAGAAGAGGAGGGUGGAGGUGGUGUCUGGGGAGGCGAAGAAGGAGUUGGGGACUGAGAGGGUGUUUGCGAGGGAGUGGUGGGGUGAGGAUGGCGUGUGGAGGUUUGAGGUUCCUGGGGAAGGGGAGGGGAUCGAGGUUGUGUUUGAGGAUGUUGCGGGGGCGCAUCCGUUGGUGAAGAAGUGGGAGGCGGUUACGGAGGAGGAGGUUAAGAGGUGGGGGUUGGAUUUGGGGAUUAUGGAUGGGGAGGAG